AAAGUAUCAUAAUAGUCUGAGAGUUUCAUUGGAGGUACUGGCGAGUUGGCAUUCACUGAGUUCAACAAGCAGGUGAAGUUUCUGUGGGAGAGCACCUUACACAGAGGAGCUGCUGCUCUCUGGAGGAGGCUAAAAGUUGAUAAGGAGGAGGCUAUCUGAACUGCAUCAACUGAAUCCACAUGGCCGAACCCAAUUUCCCCCCAUUGCCCGAGUUCGUUCCCCUAAAGCCCUGCUUCUAUCAAGACUUUGAAGAGAUCCCUGAACAGCACCGCAGCAUGUGCAAGAAAAUGUACCACCUGUGGAUGUUGAAUGGUGCAACACUUGCUGUGAAUCUCAUUGGCUGCUUUGCUUGGAUGUUUGGCGGAGGUGGAGUGACCAACUUUGGACUGGCUCUCAUCUGGCUCCUCAUGUUUACUCCUUGCUCCUAUGUCUGUUGGUUCAGGCCCAUCUACAAGGCCUUCAAGUCUGACAGUUCCUUCAAUUUCAUGCUGUUCUUCUUUGUGUUCAUGGCCCAAGUUGGCAUCAGCAUAAUCCAGAGCAUUGGCAUCCCAGGAUGGGGAGUAUGUGGUUGGUUGGCCACCAUCUCCUUCUUCAGCUAUAAUAUUUUUAUUGCUUUAAUUAUGCUGGUCCCUACAAUCAUGUUCACUGCUGUGGCUUCGCUGUCCUUCAUUGCGCUCACCAAGAUCCAUAAUUUCUACCGCGGAACUGGGGCCAGCAUGUCCAAAGCUCAGGAGGAAUGGGCCACGGGUGCCUGGAAGAAUCCUCAUGUCCAGGCUGCAGCCCAGCAGGCCGCCAUGGGGGCAGCUGCUGGAGCCAUGCAAGAUCAGUACUCCACCCCACAGUAUAAUGAAAACCAGAUGUAGCACUGCUAAGACAGGAUUUGUCAAAGAUAUAAUGCCAAAGUUUAAGUUUGGAAGAUCAAAGCCAUCUCCCCUCAUAGAGUCCAUUACAAAGUUCCUAAUGUGCACUAUGAAAAAAAUCCCUCUGAACAUAAGUGGGAAGUUGGUUUUUGCCUUCCUUUAUUGAAGGGCAUGCAAAAUAUUUGUAGUAUUUUACAUAAUUUCAUAUGUUUAUUUAUUUGUUCAUUUUCAUUUGGAAAUGAAAAUAGUUCUCAGUUAGUGUUUUUGUAGCAGCUCCGUUAUGAGAGCCACGUGCUAAUUUUAUUACCUGCAGUUCUAGGAAGUUUUGUGAAUGAAAUCGAAAAAGAGCUUUUUCUCAUCUUCGUAUAUGUUUACUUCAGUUGUUAAAUAUUUUUUAGGUCUUUUUCUUUUUUGUGUUCUGUUUGGAUGAUUAACUUUUUGCUGUGUAAUAUUAGUUUUUUCUUGUGUUUAUAAGUGAACCAAAAACCCCAUAAAAAUUUACUUCAUUUUAAAUGAUGUUACUCAACAAUUUCAGCAAAAUUACUAUAUUUUUCACAAAAUUUAUUUAUCAGUGAUUGUACAAUGGAAUGAAAAAAUGCGGCAGUGUUCACAGCACGUCUCUGUUUUACAAUAAGAAACAGCAUCAUUGCAGGUUUUCAUGUGGUUCUAAAAAGUGAUUGAUCACUUUAAAUAUAAAUUAAUUUGGAGCUGAUUGUAUCUUAUACAGAAAACACACAAGUUUAAAUCUGUUUUAUGGUUCUUUUAAUUGCUGGAAAUAAAAACGAGUUAAAUGCACAACAUGAU
Melanotaenia boesemani (Boeseman's rainbowfish) is the source of this 1664-nucleotide messenger RNA. RefSeq names its product secretory carrier-associated membrane protein 5-like. Lineage: Eukaryota; Metazoa; Chordata; Actinopteri; Atheriniformes; Melanotaeniidae. The record is from RefSeq and is a predicted model, not a curated record. Gene Ontology annotation, biological process: protein transport. Bases 180 to 863 code for a protein of 227 amino acids. The transcript has 7 exons. Gene Ontology annotation, cellular component: trans-Golgi network membrane; recycling endosome membrane.